GUUUUGAUGAAAAUAGUUUAAAAGAUAUACAUUUUUUGAUAAAUUUUAUUACGCUUGUUGGCUUUAAAAUAUAACCAUUUAUUUCAUUCAUUCAUUCCUUUUUUUUUUAUAUUUAUAACAGUAUGAAAAUUUAUUUGUUAUUAUUGUUAUUAGCUUUAAUAUCUUUAUCAUAUGCUUAUAUAACAGAUAUAAAAAUUGUUUCCUGUGACUCAAAAUAUGCUUGUCCUAAUUACCCAGGAUAUCGUAAAAUUCCAAUUGAUCUAAAUCUUGGUGUAAAAGAUGCCAAGUCUAUCUUUGUUCAUUUAAAAGAAGAUCCUAAAGAAGAUCCAAUCACUGAUUUACAGAUCAUUCAGGGCAAAAACGAUACACAUAUAUCAAAUAUAUCCAAAUGGACAAAACUAAAGAUUAAUCUAAAUGAACAAAAUCACAAUGAUGAUGAUCUCUCUUCAUUAUGGUUAUAUUAUACCAAAGAUACGUCUAUUUCAAAGAAUCCAGUUACUUCAGUUAUAGUAAAACAAGGCACAAGUCCUUCAAUAUCAGCAGAAUAUAAACGAAUUUCAAUUGAUUUGAAUAAGGAUGUGGGUGGUCAGCAUCUAUUCAUGUAUUAUAGCCAGGAUGGCCCUAAAGAUCCUAUAACUGCAAUUACUGCAAAACAAUGUUUUACAAGCAAUUGCUACAUUGAAGGAUGGGAAAGAGUAGAAAAGGAUUUGAAUAAAGGAAUUAUUGUUGGUAUGAAUAUUUACCUCUUUUAUAAAAGAAGCACUACUGAGGAUCCGAUAACAGAUGUAGUAGCCAUCUUGAACGAUCAAACACCUCCUGAAGGAUAUACAAAAGUAAAUGUCAAUUUGAAUUCAAUCUUCCGUGGUGAUAGUAUUUAUUUAUGGUAUAAAACUACACCCUCUUCUGAUUUAUGCAAACAAUGGGAAAGAUGGCUUUGGUGAACCGACCUAUUUAUUUCUAAAGAAAGGAUAUCAAGAAUUGCCAAAAGUUGACCGAUUAUAUUUUGAUAAAAAUGGUGAAUUUAAGAUUUUACAGCUUGCUGAUUUGCAUUUUACAAAUAAAGAAGGCGUUUGUCGCGAUAUUCCUCUAGAUGUAAGAUAUCAUAAAAUACAAUGUUCACCAGUAGAUAAUCCUUUUU
Molecule: messenger RNA, 1138 nt
Organism: Cokeromyces recurvatus
Lineage: Eukaryota; Fungi; Mucoromycota; Mucoromycetes; Mucorales; Mucoraceae
Exons: 6
Coding region: 123-941 (272 amino acids)
Source: RefSeq, a predicted model, not a curated record